This is a messenger RNA of Cladophialophora carrionii CBS 160.54, 1446 nucleotides long. RefSeq lists its product as uncharacterized. Bases 1 to 1446 code for a protein of 481 amino acids. The record is from RefSeq and is a predicted model, not a curated record. The transcript has a single exon. Lineage: Eukaryota; Fungi; Ascomycota; Eurotiomycetes; Chaetothyriales; Herpotrichiellaceae.
AUGGACUCAGAGACCAUCAGACGACGAGUUUCCGACCUGAUCGCUCGGUCACAGCCAUACGUCGACCAGGCCAGAGAACACAUACGACCAUAUGCCGAUCAAGCAAAGGAACACGUACGGCCAUUCCUGGAUGAGGCGACAGCUCAGUUCCAGAGAUCGAAACACCACUGCUCCUCAGCACUGAGCUCGGCCCAGACAGACUUCCACAGGCUAUCCCAGCAACCUCACUUCAAAGAAAUCGCUUCCGGCCUGAUACUACUGCUCUUCCUCACCGUCACCGUCGCGCGAUACAUAUCCUACCGACACUCGCGCACGCCAUCUCGCCCAUCAACUCCCUCGACACCACGUCUCGAGAAAGCAAACCACACCAGCCCUCCCCAGUCCACACGUAAACCAGGAACAUGGCCGCCUUCGACGUUCGUCCGGCCCAAACCACCGCCCUAUGAAAACUGGUCCAUCGAACGCACCAAGCCGCUCCCCUACCGCCCUUUCCGCUAUGGCCCCAAGUAUUUCCAAACCAUGGGGCUCCGCAACAUCAAAUGGGAUGACUGGAUCGAACUAGACAACCACUUCCCCCGCUACCACAGCGACAAGACGCGGCGCAUCAAAGAACGCGGCCACAAAUGCUGCAGAACCCACCCGGAUGCAUACCCCGCGGCCCUCGAACUCCUGGAAGAACUGCGGUCCUACCUUCCGGAUCGAUACCCCUCGCUCUACGCCCGCACGGACAAGGGCAUCAAAAACCUCUGGAGCGGCGAAGAACUCGAUACGACAAGCGACCCCUUGCCCGAAGACCCGAUGCAGACGGCGGCGCGCCUCGUGCAGGACGACCUGGCCAUCAUGAUCGAGCGGCCCGACGGCCAAUACUACCUCCUCGCCGGGGCGAUCCUGCUCGCGGGCUUCUGGCGGCUGGAGGACAAGUACGGCAUGCCGCUCAGCGAGAUCCACACCUCGGGCGACGUGCCGCAGUACCGCGAGAAGCUCGAGAAGGGCAUGAUGAACUUCUUCCGCCGCCUCAAGCCCGAGGAGCUGGUCGCGCGGAACAACUACUUCCUGCAGGUGGACGAGGAUCUCGCGUGGUCGUACAGCAUCGGCAGCGAGGACCUGCCGCACAUCAGCUGGAACACGGCCGAGAAGAACCGCGCCAUCGAGCAUCAUUACUUCCGCUCCGAGCGGCAGAGCUUGCGCCGCCUGCCCAAGAGCGGCGGCGUGGUGUUUACGAUUCGCACCUACUUCCACCCGAUCACCGAGGUCGCGCAGGAAGAUUAUGUCCCCGGCCGGCUGGCCAGCGCUGUCAGAAGCUGGGGCGAUGACGUGAGUCGGUACAAGGGCAAGGAGAAGUACGAGGCCGUCUUGCUCGAGUAUCUCGACAAGAAGCAUCAGGAGCAGCUGGACAGGGGCUUGAAGUUGGAAGAAGAGGACGAGAAGAGGAGUUAUCCAUGGUGA